Molecule: messenger RNA, 3924 nt
Organism: Oxyura jamaicensis (ruddy duck)
Lineage: Eukaryota; Metazoa; Chordata; Aves; Anseriformes; Anatidae
Gene: ECM2
Product: extracellular matrix protein 2
Exons: 11
Coding region: 201-2333 (710 amino acids)
Biological process (GO): positive regulation of cell-substrate adhesion; extracellular matrix organization
Cellular component (GO): extracellular matrix
Molecular function (GO): heparin binding; collagen V binding; protein binding
Source: RefSeq, a predicted model, not a curated record
AAGCUAAGCAGGCUCAUCAUCUCCUCAGACUCUGACACACUGCAGCAGCUCUGAGGAUGAAGGAAAAGGCUCUGCUGGCACACAAAGGACUUGUGAUAUCAGUGUGAUUUUGUUUCACUUGCAACUGGAGACUAAAUGACACCAAGCAGAAUCUCCUGUUAGGUUAGAUUACAAGGACAUUUUCCGAGACACACGAAAACAUGCAGGCUUCAUCUUUUGUCUACUGUUUGCUGCUUGUCUCUCUGUGUAUUGAUUUUUCUCAAAAUGAACCUAGUGCAGUUCUUAGGAGGCAAAGGAGAAGAAUGCGCACUGGAGGAGUAGGGAAGGGCUCCACCGCCCAGCGCAGGUCCCUGAGACAGCCAAGGAUGAAGCUUCCAGCUCCGGUUGCUGUUGCACCCAGCAUACCUCUCAUUAAUAUCGAUGAUGGUGUUAUGGGAGUGUUUGACUCUCUCAUAGGUUUGGGUGGACAUGAAUCUAGUUAUAGUGUCUUACCAGGAAAAAAGGGGCAGUGCACAGCUAAUGGGAUGAUUAUGUUUGAUAAAGCUGUCUGGUCUCCCAAGCCCUGUGUGACUUGUCUCUGUUCAAAAGGAGAAGUAAUCUGUGAUACAGCCAUGUGCCACCCUCUGAAAUGCCCCAAAACUAUUAUACCUGCAGGAGAAUGCUGCCCAGUUUGUUCUGAUACUGAUUCUUCAUUGGACUCAAAUAUUAUUUCACUGGAUGACAUAACUGAGUUGUCUGGUGAUUCUCCAGCACCCAAUGACCUUGACAAUCCCAAUGUUCUGCCAUCGGCACAUACUCAAACUGAAAAAGAUGAACUGCUCAGAACAGAAGUGGUAGAGUUUAAAGAGAAAGAUGUUCAUAGGAAGGAUGAAAAGAAAAGAAGAAGGAAAGGCAAAAAAAAUCGACAGAAGUAUAAAGUGCAUCAGAAAGAUAAGAAGCCUAUCACAAGAAAGGAUGAAGAAAGAAGGCUAUCAUUUGAAGAGGAAGACCUACAACUUCAAAAAGAAGAAAUAAAGAAAAGGGAAGAAGUAAGAACAAGAGAGAGAGAUGCAGAGGAAGAACAGUAUGAAAGUGAUGAAGAUGAUGGUACUUUCGGAAUGCCAUCUCGUUUCCCCAUUCCUAUUCCACCUAUAGAGGCUCCUCCUUUGCCAUCUGGAUGUUCCACCUCGGAAUCCACAGUAAGCUGUAUUAAUGCCAAACUUACACAAAUACCACCCAUCACAGAUCCAGAUCUCACAAGUCUAGACCUUACAGGAAACAUUAUUACUACUAUCUCAGAUGAAGCAUUCAAUGGGAUACCUAAUUUGGAAUGGAUUGAUCUGAGUAAAAAUAAUAUUACCUCUUCUGGCAUAGGUCCACAUGCGUUCAAAAUCCUGAAAAAGCUCAAACGCUUGUAUUUGGACGGAAAUAUGCUGGUACAUAUUCCCUCUAGACUGCCAUCAACUUUGGAAGAAAUAAAAAUAAAUGACAACCAGCUCCAUGCCAUUGACGAAGAUGCCUUACAAGAUUUAAAGAACCUGGUCACCUUGGAAUUAGAGGGCAAUAAACUUAGUGAAGCAAAUGUCAGUCCUUUGGCCUUCUAUCCUUUGAAAAGUCUCUCUUAUUUGCGACUGGGAAGAAAUAAAUUUAGAAUUAUCCCACAAGGUCUUCCCACUACUCUUGAGGAGUUAUACCUCGAAAAUAAUCACAUUGAAGAAGUGUCAGAAAUUUGCUUUAACCAUACAAGAAACAUAAAUGUCAUUGUGCUAAAGCAUAAUAAAUUAGAAGAACACAGAAUAGCACCUUUGGCUUGGAUAAACCAAGAGAACUUGGAAUCAAUCGAUCUCUCCUAUAAUAAGUUGUAUCAUGUUCCUUCCUAUCUGCCAAAAUCCUUACUACACCUGGUACUUAUAGGAAAUCAGAUUGAAAGGAUUCCAGGAUAUGUCUUUGGUCAUAUGAAGCCAGGGCUGGAGUAUCUCUACCUGUCCUUCAACAAACUCACUGAUGAUGGAGUAGAUCCGGUAUCAUUUUUUGGAGCAUAUCACUCUCUGAGAGAGUUGUUUUUGGAUCACAAUGAAUUGAAGUCUGUACCUUUUGGAAUUGAAGAAAUGAGAAAAUUACGUUUUCUGAGACUGAACAAUAAUAAAAUAAGGACGGUCCCUCCUGAACGCAUCUGCAGGAGUCAUCCCGACGAUGUCAAUGACAACAGUGAAGAGGACGAGAAUGAAGAUUCACGUCUAGAACACGUUCAUCUUGAGAACAACUACAUCAACACAAGACAGCUAUCACCGCAUGCAUUUUCUUGCAUAAGAUCCUAUUGCAGUGUUGUUCUCAAACCACAGAAGAGUAAAUAAAUACCUAACUUUUGCAUUGCAAAACCUCUCUCUAGACAAACAGGUUUAUUUAUUCUCUGCUACCAAAAGGUCUGUCUAUUUCUGAUCUAAACCCUUUUUACUACUAUAAAUAAGAUAGAAGACAUUAUUUACCGUAGUAAGGUAUUGGUGCAUUUCUUAAUAUUGUUUCAUUAUACAAAAGGUUAAAUGUAAAAAUAGAAGCUCAAGACUGUCAUAAAUUUCUAUUUCCAUUUCUACUGACACAGCUUCUACUUCAAUAGGUGAUAUUGUGAGCUCAGACACACCCCCACAACAUCAGAUUUCAGAAGAAUCAUAGAAUAUACUGAGUGGGAAGGGACCCACAAGGAUCAGAGAGUCCACCCCUGGGUCUGCACCAUAUGCCUGAGAGCACUUUCAGAAGAGAAUAAUAUAGCUAAACACUCAACUUGUUCCAAUCUAAACUAAUGAAAUUUAAGCCAUUUUACAUGAUAGCAUUAGCUUUAAAAAUGAUACAAAUGAAAAUCCUUAAACUAUGAACAUUCAAGUAGUGCAAGGACUGAAUUUCUUAAAACAUACCUGGUACUGGAGAAAUUUCCUACACGGAUUUUUUUCUCUUCCACCUGACAUUUCAAGGAAAAAAUACUAAACCUUUGUUUUAGAGAGAUGACCCCAGUAUUCAAAUGCGGAAUUUGAUGAGUUAGAGGAAUUAGUUUCUGCCUGGAUUUUUUAAACAGCCUAUAAAUUAUUUUUAUUUUUAAGCAAGGAUGGUAGGUCCCAUUCACUUGUACAAUCCUUAGUUUAAUCAGAUUUUUAUACUGUACAGGAACAGGAUCAUGUUGCCUAUUUAUAUGACUAAUUAGAUUUCCUUGAAACUUUCAAACAUCUUUCAUAUUUAUUAAAUUCUACAGUACUUUCUUUAAAGAGUAGGCUUGUGAUAGGAAAUGAUUAGAGAUAACUGACAAGUCGUUAUUUUUCACACAAUUACUUUCCACUUGCUCUUGGGCUAUUCUGCGAGGAAUUAAAAACAAAUUACUCUGUUUUCUCCAGUACUAUAGGUAUGCUGCCUAAUCUUCUGAAUGGGUGAUCCUGAACAAAGGAUGAAAUGGCUUAAUAUAGGGACUGCCAUUUGAAAAGGCAUAUAAAAGCUGUAAGCAACUGCACACCAUAAAAACCUUCUAGGGAUACAUAUCAACUACUGAAUUGUAAUUUUCUUCCCUUCACUCUGGAAUUGAGGGUUUCAUGAUGCAUUUCCCAAACAUCCCAAUCUACUGCCAGCAAAUGUGCUAUAUAAUCAGCAUAAAUACAGCACUCACGACCAUUUAACAGUGAAGGUUCCUCUCCCCAUUUUAACAUACUAUAGACAAUAUAUACAAACACCUGGAUUCUGUUUUCUCUGAAGCUAUACAAUCAUGAUGAAAGCAAAAUUACCUUGUUCUAAGUUCUCUCUUAUAUAAUGUAUCUCUUGUAAGAAAAAAUCCUAAGAUAUGCGGACUUUUGUAAAAAGAUUGCUUUGGAUAUUUUGUUGGUCACAAGUCACGUGGUAAUGAUUUCUUUCUCCAGUAUGUGCUUUUUCACUUUUAAGAUAUCAUAAAAGUGAAUUUUAAGCAAGUCA